This is a messenger RNA of Maniola jurtina (meadow brown), 2224 nucleotides long. RefSeq names its product protein ENL-like. NCBI's taxonomy places the organism in Eukaryota, Metazoa, Arthropoda, Insecta, Lepidoptera, Nymphalidae. Bases 185 to 1033 code for a protein of 282 amino acids. The record is from RefSeq and is a predicted model, not a curated record. Gene Ontology annotation, biological process: regulation of DNA-templated transcription. Gene Ontology annotation, cellular component: super elongation complex. The transcript has 4 exons.
CUCGGCUCUCAGUUACCGAGUGAUAAACGCGCUUUACCGACGCCUUGUCAGUCAUGCUGCGCGCUUGACUUGCCGCCGAAAACAAGCUGCCUAAUGCAUCUUAGCUUGCCAAUCCUGCCAUCAACGAAGCACAAAUGUCAGCCGUCACCGCACAAGGAACGGCGCUUUUAUCACAUCUUAGAAAAUGACUGAAGGUCCCCCGUACCAACAUGAGAAGCCGAUGUGUAUCCGCAUAUGGCUGGAGGUGGGGCACGCGUGCGAGCCGCGCCAGUCGGCGUCGGGGCGCGCGCUGUCGCUGGACUGGCGCGUGUGGGUGCGCGGCGCGCGCGGCGACAUCAGCGCCUUCGUCCACAAAGUCGUCUUCGACCUGCACCCACCCAGCGCAUUCGUCUAUCCUAAGAGAGUGCUUCAAGAACCGCCGUAUGAAAUCAAAGAGUCAGGCUGCGCUUCGAUAGAUAUUCCGAUUCACGUGUACCUGAAAUUCUCCCACAAGCCAAAGAAAAUCUGUCUCAGAUACAGUCUACACAUCGAGAACAACAACAAGGCGAGCUCGGAGUCGCGCUGCGUGUACUACGACUUCGAGAACCCUUCGGAGACGCUGUUCGGCGCCCUGAUGAAGGGCGGCGGCGAGCUCAUCGCGCGCACCGGCGGCUUCGACAGCGCGGGCAAGCUCGUCGUGCUGUUCGACGACGAGCUGCGCGCGACCACCAUGAAGCGCUACAAGUUCGUCAAGCCAAUCCGCUGCAAGCACGCCGCCAAGAGACUGGCCAAGCCGUGCACGCUGGACGAGGUCUGCCCCAAGUGUGGAGAGUCCAUAAACGCCGACUUCAGGAAGCAACUACGCGCCGUGGCCAUGACCGAGGACGAGAUAAACCGCGUGUCGCAGUUGUACCUAUCGUAUGGCAGCUACGAGAAGUCUGCGAACGCUCUGAAGCUGCCGCCGCUAUCGGACGCCAUCUACAGCCUGCCCGAACUGCCACCGUCGCUGCGCGGCGCGCUCGCCAGCGUCGAAGCGGACUACGCGAUGCAAUGACAGUGCCGGCAUUAAAGCUUGCACUUUCUUAUUUCUCGUUGGCGUCACGAAAAAAGAGCAUUGACCUUGAAUCGGCUCAGUGGUGGAUUUAUCGAUCUACUUAGUGUUUCAAAGCGAAGUUUGUCACUCAACUUUACGUUUCCCGCGCAGUAUGACAUACUAGUGCCUGCUGGUCGAUUCUGUCUGGAAAAGCUGCAUCAAUCUCGAUCGAUGUGAUUGGCUGAAUUUAUGGCAUUCUUUUUGCGACAAUGAAUUGUAGCCAAUAGUGAGCGAGUGUCGGCCAGUCAGAGGUGAUUGCGAUCACACUCUAGCUCACAGUGUUGCUGUCAAACUACCGCAGCAGGGCGAUACGCCCGCCCCACUAUCGUACAGAUUUCUGUUUACCUGAAACUGACUAUACAGGGUGUAACCAGAACGCUAGCAAAAACGAAGAUAGGUGACAGUAGUGACGAUUGCUGAUAAGAUACCAUGAAAAAAGCUACGAAAAAAAACUGUAUUUUUUUAAAGUUCACAAUAUAUCGCAAAUAAAGCAUCUGACUGACGCCAAAGAUCAACGAACGUUCCGUAAAUAGGUCACUCAAAGUCAAUGCCGCGUCGUAGGUGGGGCUUUGAAUCAGGUUUUGCACGCUAUACAAUACAAGUUUGAAAAAUAUUAAAUCACUUAAACUACAAGAUAAGGCAAAUGGUUAUUGGCAUUGGAUUUUGUUAAGGUAGUAUAAUAAUAACGCUAAUUUUUUGCUAGCGUGCAGGAUACACCCUGUAUUAUGAACGUUGAUAUUACGCUGUGCCAUUACACUUUAAAUUACCUAGAUGCUCGUCUUAUCAUAUAAGCUGUUGUCUAUGUCGUACGAAUUUUAAUAUUAUGUAUAGUGAUAAAAUAUAUUUUAACUAGAAUUUAUUCAUAUACAAUACAUCAUACUUAUUUAUUCAGGUGGGUACUCAGAAAUGUUAUUAUGAAUCUUGUUAUUAAAUGCCAAUUGUUUAUAUUGUAAGUUAUUCUUUGUGUAAGUCUUUUGACUUGGCGGAAAUGUGCUGUGAACAAGAUCUCAAAAGUCAAUUUUGUAUUUAGUCAUAGAAUAGUAUAGAAAUGGGAGCUCAUCUUGGAAUAAUUAGUCCUUAACAUAUUUUCCUAAAUAUAUUUUUAUUACUUAUUGAUGAAAUAAUUAGAAAUAAAGGGAUUUUUAUUCAAGA